UCGAGGCACAAUAGUAAACACGUCGAGACCAACACGUGCGGCGUCCACGCGAUAUUUUCCCAUAUUUUGUAUUUAAUUUUUUGUAUGUAAUUACACAGAAUUCACCACAAUGCAACAGAGUGACGAUGUGGUGUGGACCAUCAUCAACAAGUCAUUUUGUUCCUUUAAGAUUUCAACUAUAUCACAAAAAUUUUGCCGAAAUGAAUUCAACUUGACUGGGCUGUGCAGUAGAAGUUCCUGCCCACUUGCCAACAGCCAGUAUGCUACAGUAAGAGAAGAAAAGGGUAUCAUAUAUCUUUAUAUGAGAACAGCAGAAAGAUGCCCAUUCCCAGCAAGACAAUGGGAGAAGGUCAAACUUUCCCGGAACUUUGUCAAAGCCCUGCAACAAAUAGACGAGAAUCUGGUGUUCUGGAAGAAGUAUUUCCGUCAAAAAUGCAGACAGAGGCUUCUGAAAAUCACACAGUAUCUGACUCGUAUGAGAAAGCUGAAAUUAGGAAGGAAGAAAAAAUUAGUACCAUUGAGACGGAAACAGGAAGUGCGAUUGAAGAGACGUGAAGAGAAGGCUCUUGUUGCAGCUAGGAUUGACAAUGCUAUUGAGAAACAGCUUCUGCAGAGACUCAAGGAAGGAACGUAUGAACGUAUAUACAACUUCCCACAAGAAGCCUUUGACGUAAGAGUUGAUGGGGAAGAAGUAGAAAGCGACAUUGAUGAAGUGGAGUAUGAUGAGGAUAAGGAAGAAGAGGUGGAGACCGAUGAAGAUGUCGAAGGACAGUUGGAAAAGGAAGUUGUAAAUGAUGACGACGAUGAUGAUGAGGAUGAAGAUGAUGAUGAUGAUGAGGAGUUGAGUAGUGAUGAAGAAGACUCUGGUGACGAAGAAGAGGACGAGGAAGAAACACGGGAAUUUGUUGCUGACUUUGACGAGAGUGACGAAGAAGACUUUGAGAGCGCUGCCGAUCGCCUGAAUGACAUCAGCGAGGAUUCUGACGACGGCAGCGACGACGAGGAUGAGGUUGACGACAAGGAGGAAGAGAGAAGGAAAAUCGCAAAAGCCAAGCCUAAGGUGAUCAAGCGACGAGGGAAAGCCCAGUUGGAAGUCGAGUACGAAGAACCAGAAACGGCAAAGAAGAUUAGACUUACGUCGUAAUGUCGAGGAAUUGAUGUUUAUAUUGUUGUUUGUAUUAUUUUCUUUUCUUUUUUUCUUUUUUCUCAUUUUUUUAUGGGAGUAGGUGUAUUGGUGUAUUGGCAUUCAUGUCUUUAAUUAUUGCUAUUAUUACUAUUAUUAUUAUUAUUAUCAUUAUUAUUAUUAUUAUUAUUGUUAUUAUUCUUAUUCUUAUUAUUAUUGUUGUUAUUAUUCUUAUUUCUGUCACUGUCAUUAUUAUUAAUAAUGAUGUUAUAUGUUGAGGUAAAUAAUGUACUUUGUCAGCCAUGCUCUAUUGUAAAGAGACAUAUGACUGUUGAACACUCACAUACAUCCACAUUCAUACACAUACAAACAAACCACAUUCAUGAACUUCUUAAUAAAUAUGAAAAGAAUGAA
Molecule: messenger RNA, 1537 nt
Organism: Penaeus indicus
Lineage: Eukaryota; Metazoa; Arthropoda; Malacostraca; Decapoda; Penaeidae
Gene: Rbm13
Product: protein MAK16 homolog
Exons: 8
Coding region: 110-1144 (344 amino acids)
Biological process (GO): maturation of LSU-rRNA; maturation of 5.8S rRNA
Cellular component (GO): nucleolus; preribosome, large subunit precursor
Source: RefSeq, a predicted model, not a curated record